CUCUCUCUGCCUGUAAAUGCCUCUGCUGAUUGGGGCUGCGCCGGUGUUCAUAUAAAAAAGAAGGAAGCUGCGGUAGUGUGCACACUACUACUAGUGUCAGAGCCAAUUAAGGCAGAGAGCCAGAGAGUCCUUCUCCCUGCUCGAGCCAAGCAGGUGUUGUAGAAAGAGCAGUGUGUGUUUGGCUCUCUCUGCGUCUCAUCGUAUGUCAGGAGAAAUGAGGAAGGAGAUGGUCAUAAGGGUGCAGACGAGCUCCGAGAAGGGCAACAGCAAAGCUAUCAAGGCGGCCGCUGCGAUCUCAGGGGUGGAGUCCGUGAUGACGAUCGCCGGCGAGGACAAGAGCCUGCUGCUGGUGAUCCGCGGCGUCGGCAUCGACUCCGACCGCAUCACCAAGAAGCUGCGCCGCAAGGUGGGCCACGCCGAGGUGGUGGAGCUGCGGACCGUCGACGCCGCCGCCGCCGACCACGCGCCGUACCGCUACUACCACGCGAGCCCGAGCCCGAGCCCGAGCCCGUACCGCUACUACGGCGGCAUGGACCACCGCUACGGCGGCGCCGGCGGAGGGUACCCCGCCGCGCAGUACCAGCAGCAGCACGACUACCAGCUGUACCACCCGGCGGCUGCCACCACGCACACGGUGGUGCACCACGAGUACGCGACCGACCCCAACGGCUGCUCGGUCAUGUGAUGCCGCUGGUGUUGUCUCCUGUGAUCUGGGAGUGGGGGAGGGACGAGAUCACGAGAGUGUGCACGCCACUACCACCGCCUAUAUAGCAGCUACCUGCAGUGCAGUGUGCAUAUCCGUACGUACGUGGGCUCUGCGUCAAUCUGUGAUUCUGUGUCAACAUGUAUAUACUCCAUGGUGUAAAGCUUCCUACAUACUACGUGCCAAGUGCAAGCUUUACUGCUUGACUGGGACGACGUAAUUCAAGGAAGAACGCGGUCAUUUGCUUCCGGUCACUUUGUAACACUAUUUGUCCCGUCCUGUUCACGAAAAAUGCUUUCUCAAAACCAAAAAAAAACAAAAAUUGAUUGUCCAGUGUAACCUCUAGCAUA
Molecule: messenger RNA, 1053 nt
Organism: Zea mays
Lineage: Eukaryota; Viridiplantae; Streptophyta; Magnoliopsida; Poales; Poaceae
Exons: 2
Coding region: 203-685 (160 amino acids)
Source: RefSeq, a predicted model, not a curated record